This is a messenger RNA of Funneliformis geosporum, 1263 nucleotides long. The record is from the annotation of a GenBank genome assembly. Lineage: Eukaryota; Fungi; Glomeromycota; Glomeromycetes; Glomerales; Glomeraceae.
GUACCGAAAUUGAGAGCGUCUUCGAAGUUGAAGGCCAGGCAGGAAUGAGCAUUUCAAAACUCAAAGAUAUGAUCUAUGACAAGAAAAAGAAUAAUUUUGAAGGCAAAGGUUUUGAUCCCAGCGAUUUGCAUCUAUGGAAGGUAGAUAUUCCUGGCGAUACGAAGAACGUUAAACUGGAAACACUUGAAAGCAGAUCUCAUGAUAUAAAUAAUGAAAAUACUACUAUACAAGAGCUCGGAGGAAGAAGGUUGACUCCAUUUGAGAGUCUUGGUGACAUUUUUGAUAAUGAUUCCAAGAACAUCCGCAUCAUCGCACAACCGCCCACCACUGAGUCACCAAUGAAAAAAAGGCGCCUUUGGUAUAGAGAUCCAAAGGAAGCAAAUGUUAUUCAAGAUUCGAGUAAUAAAGAUCAGAAGGUCCCCGUGUCAGAAUCAGAGUUCAAAAGGGUGCGCGAGUAUCGUAAAUUAUAUGUAGACAAAACGGAAUGGUUAACUCGGCUUGAGUUAAAUAGUGGUCAAUAUUUCGUAUCACGGCCUCGAAAAUUUGGCAAAUCAAUGUUUCUCUCAAUGGUUGAAUCUUUCUUCUUGGUUCAAUAUAAUCUCUUUGAGAAUCUGUACAUACGAGAUCAUCCACCAAACAUUUUUAUCAAUAAUAAAGCGGAAAAAUGGAGCGAGAACUUGCCUUCAAUCCCAGUCAUCAGGCUUGACUUUUCUUUGUUAACAUCAGAUGAAGGACCCGAAAAGUUAAAAAAGAGCUUGAUUCGAGUAUUACAAUUGGCUGGAGAGGAAUAUGACAUCGACAUCGACACCGACACCGCGAAUUAUGAUGUUAAGGGUGCCACUCUUGAAUUAAUUACGUCACUAGCUGGUGAUGAUAAAAAUGAGUAUAGACAAGUGGUAAUACUCAUAGACGAAUAUGAUUCACCACUGUUAAAUGUCAUCGGUAUCACGAAAGAGAACACACAAAUUGCAAAUGACAGCCACGGCGUACUAAAGAGUUUCUUUGAAGUAAUAAAGGCACUACAAAGUAAAGUUAAAUUUCUUCUUGUAACAGGCGUAACAAUGUUUGCGCAUUUAGGUUUAUUUUCAGGAUUAAAUAAUCUUAAGGAUAUUACAUUAAGUGAUGAAUUAUCUGGGGCAUAUGGUUUCACAGGUGAUGAGAUAACAAAAGCGUUUGGAGACAAACUAUCAAAUCUCUGCAAAUCAGAUGAUCACUAUAGAGAUGUGCAAGAUGCAAUGAAUAGGCUUCAGAAAAAAUAUAAUG